Molecule: messenger RNA, 3375 nt
Organism: Oryza brachyantha (malo sina)
Lineage: Eukaryota; Viridiplantae; Streptophyta; Magnoliopsida; Poales; Poaceae
Product: probable LRR receptor-like serine/threonine-protein kinase IRK
Exons: 3
Coding region: 183-3098 (971 amino acids)
Biological process (GO): protein phosphorylation
Molecular function (GO): receptor serine/threonine kinase binding; ATP binding; protein kinase activity
Source: RefSeq, a predicted model, not a curated record
CCUACCUCUCGUCCAUGGCGUUCUCCGGUAAGGCGGCGGCGGCGACGUAGUCGGCGAAGUGUACGGAGAGAAGAAGUCGCCGGUUGAAUCUUCGGAAGGUGAAUCUCCUCAGGUUUGAAACGAAGCUCGUCUCCGGCGCCAUCCCUUUCUUCUCGCUUCUUGUGCGUGUUUCGGCUGCUGCAAUGCGGCCUCUCGUGGUGCUGGUAGGCCUGGCCUGCCUGGUGUUCGUGGCGGAGGCCAAGGGCGCCGGCGCUGGCUCCGCCGCGGCGCUGGGCGACGACGUGCUGGGGUUGAUCGUGUUCAAGGCCGACGUGGUGGACCCGGAGGGGCGCCUCGCGACGUGGAGCGAGGACGACGAGCGGCCCUGCGCGUGGGCCAGCGUCACCUGUGACCCGCUCACCGGCCGGGUCGCGGGGCUCUCCCUCGCCGGGUUCGGCCUCUCGGGCAAGCUCGGCCGGGGCCUCCUCCGCCUCGAGUCGCUCCAGUCCCUCUCGCUCUCCCGCAACAACUUCUCCGGCGAUCUCCCCGCCGACCUCGCCCGCCUCCCGGACCUCCAGUCGCUGGACCUCAGCUCCAACGCCUUCUCGGGCGCCAUCCCGGACGGCUUCUUCGGCCACUGCCGCUCCCUCCGCGACAUCUCCCUGGCCAACAACGCCUUCUCCGGCGACGUCCCGCGCGACGUCGGCUCCUGCGCCACGCUCGCGACGCUGAACCUGUCCUCCAACCGCCUCGCCGGCGCGCUACCGAGCGACAUUUGGUCGCUGAACGCACUGCGCACUCUGGACCUCUCCGGCAAUGCCAUCACCGGCGACCUGCCGGUCGGCGUCAGCAGGAUGUUCAACCUGCGGUCGCUGAACCUGCGUAGCAACCGCCUCACAGGCGGCCUCCCGGACGACAUUGGGGACUGCCCGCUGCUGAGGUCCGUGGACCUCGGCUCCAACAACCUCUCCGGCAACCUGCCGGAGUCGCUGCGGCGGCUCUCCACUUGCACAUACCUUGACCUGAGCUCAAACGCGCUCACUGGGAAUGUUGCAACUUGGGUUGGAGAAAUGGCAAGCUUGGAGGUGCUGGAUUUAUCCGGGAACAAGUUCUCCGGCGAGAUUCCGGGGUCGAUUGGUGGGCUGAUGUCAUUGAAGGAGUUGAGGUUGUCGGGAAAUGGGUUCACCGGUGGCUUGCCUGAGUCGAUUGGUGGAUGCAAGGGCCUAGUUCAUGUUGAUGUUAGCUGGAAUUCUCUCACGGGUGCUCUGCCUGCCUGGGUCUUUGCUUCCAGCGUGCAGUGGGUGUCCGUCUCGGACAACACCUUGAGCGGGGAGGUGUCGGUACCUGUGAAUGCAUCUUCAAUGGUGCGUGGCGUGGACUUGUCGAGCAAUGCGUUUUCAGGACGCAUCCCGUUUGAAAUCUCCCAGCUGGUCACCUUGCAGUCACUGAACAUGUCUUGGAACUCGCUGUCUGGGAGUAUUCCGGCGAGCAUUGUGCAGAUGAAGUCGCUUGAGUUGCUUGAUUUGACUGCUAACAGACUCAAUGGGAGCAUUCCAGCUACCAUUGGAGGGGUGUCAUUGAGAGAGUUGAGGCUUGGCAAGAACUCUCUUACUGGAGAAAUCCCAGCACAGAUUGGCAAUUGCACUGCCCUGGCAUCACUGGAUCUCUCAUACAACAACCUGACAGGCGCAAUUCCGGCAACAAUAGCCAACCUCACCAAUCUACAGACUGUUGAUAUUUCUCGGAACAAGCUCAGUGGUGGUCUACCAAAGCAGCUCUCUGAUCUGCCUCACCUUGUGCACUUUAAUAUUUCACAUAAUCAGCUAUCUGGGGAUCUUCCUCCUGGGAGCUUUUUUGAUACUAUCCCCCUCUCAUCAGUAUCUGACAAUCCUGGCCUUUGUGGUGCAAAACUAAACUCGUCUUGUCCUGGUGUGCUACCAAAACCAAUUGUGCUGAACCCAGACUCUUCUUUGGAUCCACUAUCACAACCCGAGCCUACACCAAAUGGCCUCCGCCACAAGAAAACUAUACUGAGCAUCUCAGCCCUUGUUGCAAUUGGUGCUGGUGUUCUCAUUACUGUUGGUGUCAUAACCAUCACAGUUCUCAACCUUCGAGUUCGUGCUCCAGGCUCUCAUUCUGCUGCUGAGUUAGAACUCUCAGAUGGAUAUCUCAGCGAGUCCCCCACGACUGAUGUGAAUGCAGGCAAGCUUGUCAUGUUUGGAGGCGGCAAUCCAGAAUUCAGUGCUAGUACCCAUGCUCUUCUGAACAAGGACUGUGAGCUUGGUCGUGGUGGGUUUGGCACUGUCUAUAAGACUACUCUACGAGAUGGCCAACCAGUUGCUAUCAAGAAGCUGACUGUGUCUAGCUUGGUUAAAUCUCAAGAUGAGUUUGAGAGAGAAGUGAAGAUGCUUGGCAAGCUGCGCCACCGCAACCUUGUUGCACUCAAGGGAUAUUAUUGGACACCAUCUCUUCAGCUUCUUAUAUAUGAGUUUGUUUCUGGGGGUAACUUACAUAAACAACUGCAUGAAUCAUCCACUGCAAAUUGUCUUUCGUGGAAAGAGAGGUUUGAUAUAGUUCUUGGUAUUGCAAGAAGCCUGGCCCAUCUCCAUCGUCAUGACAUUAUCCACUACAAUCUGAAGUCAAGCAACAUUCUGCUUGAUGGAUCAGGCGACGCCAAGGUGGGGGACUAUGGCUUGGCAAAGCUUCUGCCAAUGUUGGAUCGGUAUGUUUUAAGCAGCAAAGUCCAGAGUGCACUUGGUUACAUGGCACCAGAGUUCGCAUGCAGGACUGUGAAGAUCACUGAAAAAUGUGAUGUGUAUGGAUUUGGAGUUCUUGUCCUUGAGAUCCUGACAGGGAGGACGCCGGUGGAGUACAUGGAGGAUGAUGUUAUUGUGCUUUGUGAUGUGGUAAGGGCUGCUUUGGAUGAAGGGAAGGUGGAAGAGUGUGUUGAUGAGAGGCUCUGCGGAAAAUUUCCACUAGAGGAGGCUGUUCCAAUCAUGAAACUUGGUCUAGUGUGCACUUCUCAGGUUCCUUCUAAUAGGCCAGACAUGAGUGAGGUCGUGAACAUAUUGGAGCUGAUCAGAUGCCCCCAGGAUAGCCCUGAAAAUGAAUUAGGUUAAGCUCUAUCUGCUGUGGUCUCCUUUUUGGUUAUUUUUCUUGUUUCAUUUUAAGAUCCUUCUUUGCUUGGCAACUGAUAAAAUUAUGAGAGAUGAAGGAGAUUCAAUCUGGUAUGACGAAGUGUGAAGUUUCUGGGUAGUAUUUUGAUAGCUAAGUAAUUAUUAUGUAAUGCAAGCAAUAGUUUCAUGGCCUGUGGCUGUUGAUGUGUUUGACACUGAUCCUCAUCGAGAUGCUAACUGUUGUGGAUCCUCGCACAUCAAUUAUAUAUGUUGUUUCCAA